AUGGGUGCUGCCAGUGCUCUAGGUGGUGCAAGUGCAGUACUAGCAGCAGAGAUCUGUGCACCAUUGUUACUGUUGUGCUGGCUUUGCUGCUGGCCUGAUGACGCUUCUGAAUCCGGUGUACGUCGUCGUUCGCAUGAUCUGUUCGGACGAAGGUUUGGAAGCAGCGCGGUUUCUCUACAUUUGCCAAGCACUUCUGGAAGCGCAAAGCAGCCACUUUCAGCGUACAGAAGUAACGAAGAGAUACGAGGCAGACGCAAGUCACACCUGGAAAUAGGAGACAACGAAACAAGGUACCAUUCCGCCCCAAGCGUCAUAGACGAAGUAAUUCAUAGAAGAGAUUGGGAUCGAUCCACUAAGGAACUUUAUAUUCCGCUCCGACCGGACGGCGAAACUGUGUCACCAACCAAAUCAGACAGUUCUGACAAUAGUCAACGAACAUAUGAACAAGUUGUCAGCAAAAUGUGCAAGAAACAUUACACUAACAUAAAGAGUUCAAAGAAAAAGGAAACAGAUCAUGAUAUUAAGGACCAUGACGCAACGGAAGUUUCUUCUUUCUAUAUUGGAGAUAACGAAGCUGUUCUGACUGUACCAGAAACAUCAUCUAUUGUAAACAAUGAUGGUAGUAUAAAUGAACCGAUAGAGGUACUUAAAGAUGAUAGUAGAUUUAAGCCGAAAGAAACUAAACAAUGUCUUAAUGAAUCAAUUAAAAGUAAAGAUAGAAAGAAACAAACGCUUGUGCCUGUAGAAGAAUUUAAAGUAUCCAGAUUUGAGGAUGUGAACGUUGAAGUGGAUAGAUCAGGAGCGAUUCAUCACAGCGUAGAGUCAAGGUCAAGUCUUUACAAUCAUGUGGAGCCUAUUCCAGCACCUUCUGUUGAAGCAGUUGGUUACGAUUCAGAAGUGACGUAUCUAGAAGAAACUCCAGUUUGGACACAAAAUCCGAAUCCAAGUACAUGGACUGAAAAUUUUAUACGAGCUCGACACGCCAGCGCUGGAGACGUCUUAGCGCCUCCGAUGAGACCACAGUCUUCUGCACUUUCCGAAAGCGACCUAGACUGGGAUUUAGAAGCAUGUGAUGAGCUGCCACCUUCCUACAAUGAAGUGCACUUGCUACCUGAUAGAAAAGAAACCGCUAUCUAG
Molecule: messenger RNA, 1137 nt
Organism: Leptosia nina
Lineage: Eukaryota; Metazoa; Arthropoda; Insecta; Lepidoptera; Pieridae
Source: the annotation of a GenBank genome assembly